Molecule: messenger RNA, 911 nt
Organism: Octopus bimaculoides (California two-spot octopus)
Lineage: Eukaryota; Metazoa; Mollusca; Cephalopoda; Octopoda; Octopodidae
Product: autophagy-related protein 101
Biological process (GO): autophagy; autophagosome assembly
Cellular component (GO): Atg1/ULK1 kinase complex; phagophore assembly site
Molecular function (GO): protein kinase binding
Source: RefSeq, a predicted model, not a curated record
UAACAUUUUCUUCGUACCUACUGUUUACUGUUGUCAUCUCAUAAUGGCUACGUCGUGAGUGACUAAUUAAGCAACAUUCUCUCACGUAUUAUCUGCUGUCCAUGAUGAAUGCACGGGCACAGGUACUAGAAUUGAAAGUUGAGGGUCGUCAGAUAGAAGAAGCUGUUGCCAGUAUUUUUCAUGCUUUACUUUUCCAUAGAACAUUAGGAAAGUUUACAUGGCGAGAGGAUGGAUAUUCAAUUGGUACUGUUGGUAUGACAGAUAUAGAUUGUGAUUUCAUUGACUUUACAUAUGUUCGUGUUUCAUCAGAUGAACUGGAUAGAUACCUAAAGAAAGAAAUUGCAUCUUUUCGAGAUGCUUUGAGGAAGACAAAUGGUGCAACUACUGGUCAGAUUUCAUUAGAAUUCUAUGAGAAGAGGCGAAGUCGCUGGUUAUUUCAACAUGAAUCUGUUCCAUGGGAAAUUUGGACUCUAAAGUUAGAAGUUGUUACAUUAGAUAAAGAAUCUGAUCGUCAAGAACAGAGGGAAAAAUUAGGAGAAGAAUUAUCAGAGAAGGUUGUUCAUAUAAUAGAAGCAAUGAACAAGCAUGAGUAUGUUCCCAAAACACCAAAUUUACAAGAUUUGGAUCUUGUCUUUGAUACAAGUUACCCUGAUAUCCAACCAUAUCUAUUCCAAUUAUUUCAUCAUACUACAUCACCAACAUCAACAUUCUUACCAAAUCCAAUUGGAAAAAUCUUUAACAGAUCUCUUCAAAUGUAGUGUUUGAAGUAUUUCCAGCAUAGAACUUCUGAUGACAAUUGUUCACAUGAAUAUUGUCUUGUAAUUAUUCUCUUUUGAAUUAAGUUCAUUUAUAUAUUUUCAUAUUUUAUUUUCAGUCUUAUAUACAAUAAACUUUGCUCAUGAAAAAAACAA